AUGGAUGUCCAAAGAAAGUGCUAAGAAUAGAUGGCUAUUGAGAUAUAGUUUGAAUACUUGUAAUAGAUUUAAUAGAAACGAAUCCCAAGAAUUAAAAAGGUAAAAAUGAUGGUAGAUUUAGUAAAAGAAUUAAAUGUAAAAACAGCUCAAUUAGUUUUUAAACUGGGUUAUGAGAAACAAGAAUAUUAGUGUAGCCAGAACAGGAGCAAGAACUGCUGGAUAAUUAGAAAAAUCUUUGAAAAGUUUUUAAUUAUUGAAGCUAUUUGAUGAGAAAUUGGAGAUUAUUUUUGAGAAUGUUACAAAAUAAGAUUAAAAUCAUAAAAUAUUUUAAUAGAAUAAAAAGAAAAGAUAAAUGUGA
Messenger RNA from Paramecium sonneborni, 358 nucleotides. The record is from the annotation of a GenBank genome assembly. Lineage: Eukaryota; Ciliophora; Oligohymenophorea; Peniculida; Parameciidae.